This is a messenger RNA of Aplosporella prunicola CBS 121167, 1940 nucleotides long. RefSeq lists its product as uncharacterized. The transcript has 5 exons. Gene Ontology annotation, biological process: protein quality control for misfolded or incompletely synthesized proteins. Lineage: Eukaryota; Fungi; Ascomycota; Dothideomycetes; Botryosphaeriales; Aplosporellaceae. The record is from RefSeq and is a predicted model, not a curated record. Gene Ontology annotation, molecular function: ATP hydrolysis activity; ATP binding. Gene Ontology annotation, cellular component: cytoplasm; mitochondrion. Bases 51 to 1697 code for a protein of 548 amino acids.
GACAGAUUUCCUUAUAUUUCCCUUCUUCAUCGCUUCCCGCCUCCAGAACCAUGGUCGCCGCUGAAGCCCUUCGCGGCUUGAGACCGGCCGUUGUCCGCGCCGGAUACAGACAACCGCACUGCGCGCGCAGGUCGAUAUGUUCCGACAGUGCAAAGAGCCUGAGACUUCCCGGUUCGCCACCGCGCCGGGCGCUCCCCAGGCGGGCGGGCGCAUUCCGAACGACCCCUACCCGUGCAUCGCAAACGAGCUACGCGCGCCAACUGGCGACGGUGACUGCAGUGCCAAACGAGAAGUCGCACAGCCGGGGCCCCAUGGCCGAGUACAAUAUGCGGGUUGAAGCUGGCCGACUACGGGAUGACUCGCACCAACGAGCAAUCAUUGAAAACCUCCAAGCUCUUCACGAAACCCUCGCCAGCUACUCUGCGCCGCCGGUUAAGAAGCCGACCAUCGAAUCCCUGCAACCGCAAAAGAAGUCCUUCCUCAGCUCCCUGUUCGGCUCAAAGGACGAUUCAUCGAAUACUGGAAUUCCCGAAGAUCUACCAAAAGGCAUAUAUAUGUAUGGUGAUGUUGGAAGCGGAAAGACUAUGAUGAUGGAUCUGUUCUAUGAGACUUUGCCCCACAACAUACAGACCAAAUCCCGCAUACAUUUCCACGGAUUUAUGCAGCAGGUACACAGAGAGCUGCACAAGUUUAAGAUGGCACAUGGAAUUGAUGUGGACGGUGUGCCGUUUGUCGCAGCGGAUAUUGCGGAGAAGAGCCAGGUGUUGUGCUUCGACGAGUUCCAGUGCACCGACGUUGCCGACGCUAUGAUCUUGAGACGUCUCGUGGAAAGCCUUAUGUCGCAUGGCGUCGUUAUUGUAACGACAUCGAACCGGCACCCAGAUGAACUCUAUAAGAACGGUGUUCAGCGCGAUUCCUUUAUCCCUUGCAUUCAGUUGCUGAAGACGCGAUUGCGCGUCAUCAACCUCGAUUCGCCCACAGACUACCGCAAGAUUCCUAGGCCGCCAUCGGGCGUGUACCACCACCCUCUGGACGCCUCCGCAAAAACGCACGCAGAUCACUGGUUCAGUUUCCUUGGAGAUUUUGAAAACGAUCCCCCGCACGAGGCGAAGCAUACGGUUUGGGGACGCGAGAUCAGUGUGCCCGUCGCUAGUGGGAAAUGCGCAAAGUUUACGUUCCAUGAGAUCAUUGGACGUGCGACGGGCGCCGCGGACUACCUUGAACUUAUGAAGAACUACGAGGCGUUCAUCGUUACGGAUGUGCCGGGAAUGAGCCACAAGACCAGGGACUGGGCGAGACGGUUCAUCACGUUUAUCGACGCCGUCUAUGAAAGCCGAGCCAAGCUCGUCCUCACAACAGCCAACCCUCUAGGCGAGCUCUUCAUCUCUCACGACGAGCUGGAAGAGGCGCAAAAAGAAGGCAAGAACCCCAAGACGGGCGAGGAGGAAGAGAACAUCCCCGACGCCAUGCGCAGCCUCAUGGAUGACCUGGGCAUGGACAUGGCGACCCUGAAAAACACAUCCAUCUUCUCUGGUGACGAGGAGCGCUUCGCCUUCGCGCGCGCCAUGAGCAGACUAGUCGAGAUGGGCAGUCAAGAGUGGGUCGAACGAGGACUGGGUCUCGAGAAGCUGGGCGGGAGGGCAGAAAAGGAGAGCUGGCAGAAGGUGCGGAGCCGUUGGCGGGAAGAUAGCGCAUAGAACCGGCGCGGUACACACUUGUAAGCUCGUUCAUAGAUACUGCAUAGACAAUCACACCAAUGUACAUACAGAAGCAGCCUCCACACGCACGCCAACCUGCCAAGAUAGCCACCGCAUAACACGAACUCAAGGCCCCGAACCAUAACUGCUUCCAACGGCCAUGCUCGCCUCCAGCCUGCGCAUCAAGUCGCUUCCAGCCCGGCAAGCUGCUCGUAUCGAACGGCACGAAUGCCCAAAAACAGC